Paramecium primaurelia is the source of this 399-nucleotide messenger RNA. NCBI's taxonomy places the organism in Eukaryota, Ciliophora, Oligohymenophorea, Peniculida, Parameciidae. The record is from the annotation of a GenBank genome assembly.
GUUUUGAUGAAAUCAAAAAUUCUUAAAACUGAUUAAAUUUUUGAUAUUUUACAGCUUUCCAAUCCCAAUUAUGAUAGUCCAAUGAAUUUUAGAGAAUUGAAUGACUCUAUUGAAAUAUAUUUUAAUACUGAAGAAAAGAAGACAGAAAUAGAAAUCAUAAAAUACCUAAAUAAUAUGGGAAUCUAAACUAAAACAGAUCCUCUUUAGAAAGAAUAAGAGUAUUGGAAAAGGAAAAAAUUAGAAACUUAACAAAAAAUGUUAUCAAUUUUAUGUUUAACUGAGUCAACAUAAUCUCUAACAAUGAAUGGGUAUGCAUCGAAGUUACUUCAUCAUAGAAUGUCCUAAUCUUCUUUUGAAGCAAGGAUGAUCAAUAAUACUUCUACUAUGAUUAUAGAAUGA